UUUAGAAAUAAUUAUUUUAUAAAUAAAAUUUUGUAUUGAAGCCCUAAUAAAUAAAUAAAACACGAUUUAUUGUAUUUUCAUAGUAAGUACAAUGCACAGUGAUAUACUCUUAUUUUAUGACAUGUUUACAGCGCGUGAAUGUGAAAUGAUCUAUUUACGCUUUUCAAAAGAGCUUUAUUGGGUAUGUACAUAAUCCGUUAAAAAGUUAAAUAUUCCCCAAAAAUGAAUAAUAUAGAGGGAAAAAUAAAAAGAUGGAUAGAAUUAAUUCAAAAAGAACAAUUAAAAAGUGUAACAGAAGAUAUUCAGGCUGUUGUUUGUACAAAUUUAAGUGAAAAAAUAAACAAACAUAUUUUCAAACUUUUAUUAUAUUUGUCACAUACUGCAGACAAGUGUGAUAAAGAAAAUAAAGUUAUAGGAAGAGAGCUUUAUGAAUUGACUUGUCUAUUGUGUUCAAUUUUAAUUGAAGUACCAGAUAGUAAUAAGUAUGUCUCUAGUUUGUUCCAUAUAAUUAGGUGUUUACUGACUAUGUAUAUGUUUAAAGAAGCAUCUGAUAUAUGUUUGUAUUUAAAAGUGGAAUGUUAUUCCCAUGAUAGUAUGAAUGAUGUAUUGAUAAAAAUAGCUCAUUUAUGGUAUAACUCUGUUAACAAUACAUUUUGUGCUCUACAAAAAAGUCCAACGGUCUCUAAACAUUAUUAUGAUUUAAAAAACAUUAUAAGGUAUGAACUGGAAAUGAUACAAAUAGCGCACAAAAAUUUCACAAAAUAUUUGCUUAUGAAGAUAAGUUCAUAUUUGGAUAAAAUUUUAGCUAUAAAAAGGGAGCCAAAUGCAUACUUUGUUGAUUUUUAUACAUUUAUAAUUGAAUAUAUGAAUCAGAUAGAACUGGUUUUAGAUAUGAAUGAAAAAUAUAUUAUAUGUCGUCAUGUGUUUCAUAUAAUAAGCAGAAUUAUAUGUGAGAAUAUUAAUGAAAAAUGCUUAAAGUCUGUAACAAAACUUCUCAAUACUAUAAACAAUAAUUUUAAAACAUUGUUAAUGGAAGAUGAAGAAUGUCAUCAAUGUUUUCUACUAUUUGAAUCUAUGUGCCUUAUACUCCUCAGACCAGUUGAAUAUUUAAAAGAAUGUACUGCUAAAAAUGUUCAAGAUUUCAGUGAUAAUUAUAUGACAAUUGUUAAAAAAUAUGGAUACCAAAGAUCUAUUAAAUGGACCACAUUUAGCAUUGUUCAGAUAUUAGAAACACUUUUUAUGUACUGGGAAAAAUGUAUAAAAACAGAGAAAAAGAUGUUUCUUAAAAAUGAUAUAUUAGUGCAAAUGAUGAAUCUGAUUGCUUGCAUAAGUGUAUGUUUUACUGAACAAAUAUCAGAGAAGUGCAAGAGCUGUCAAAGUGAAAAUUGCCUGAUCAAGAGAGACAUAUAUAAUGCAGUAGUAAUUAAAAUACGAUGCAUCAAUGUAAUCAGCAAACUCUCAGCAAGCGAUUUAUCAAAAGAUAUCUGCAUGUUUGUUCAAAGAUUUUUAGAAGAGAAUGUAGCAGCUAUUUAUGAAAUGAUGAAGAAUAACUGUAAAUGUUGGUCACAAUUAUGGAGCACAUGUAGUGCUUUAAUUUAUAAUUUAGGCAUAAUGUUUGACUGUUUUUAUGAAGAAAGUGUAUCAUUAUUUUCAUUACUAUGUUCUUCUAUCAUACGGUUUGAAGGCAUACAUUCAAAAUCUCACUAUAUUAAUCUUCAGAAUCCUAUAUGCUUUACAUUGCACAGAUUAAGUUCUGUGCAUUAUAAUCACGGCAUGUAUAGAGAAGCGAUGACAUCGACAGCAUUAAAUGCUUUAUUGAGUUAUGAUGAUCCAGAUUCAAAAGCAUUUCGUAUGUGGGCAAAUAUAAAACAUAAAUCUAUAACUUCCAAAGAAAUAGUAGAAAUGACUAUAAUAACUUGUUUAAAGAAUGAUAAAACGAAAAUGGAAGAACUAGGAUUAUCCAUUGAAUUAUCAAAAUAUGAUCUUGUUGAAAUAUGUUUAAGAGAAGUAGGAGGUUUACAAGAAGCGAAAAUUAAUCUUUCAUGUGCCAUAUAUCAAGUUCUUAAUGAAAUGGAAGUACUAAAAGCAACUCCAAUUCAGUAUGCCCGUGCUGUGCAAAUGUUAGCAUAUCAUUUAUUACAUUUUGAUCAUAAUGAGGAUAUUUCAGAAUGUCUUGAACAAGUUAUUUCAAGAUUGAAACAAAUUAAAUCAAAUACUUAUGUUUUGAGUUUACUAGCUAAUUUAGAAUUUUAUAUUUUUAUAACUCAAUUGAACACUAUGAACAAACAAACUCAAAUAGAAAUGGAAAAUACAAAAUUUGCAUUAUAUGCUCCAAAAAUGUCAGAAAUUGGAGAAAACGAAUCUCGGGAUGUAGUACCAGUUUAUACAAAGAUAAAUAUUAGAGAGGAUUCUAAACUCUUGUUGUAUUUGCAAAAACCAUUAAAAAAAUGGAACAAAUGUUUUCAGAAAAAUAUUAAAGAAAUUGCAAAUAAUUACGAAUCAAUGAUAACACUGAAGACAUUGAUAAUAGCUGGCGAAUAUGCCCGUUUACAUCGAUAUCAAGAAUGUGAAAUAAACUUAUGGAAUCUUGCGUAUGCAUUAGCUUCUGAGCUAAAAAAUAAUUAUGCAAUUAUUUAUGUUGUUGGGCGUAGUAUAUCAGUAAGGCACAUUAAUCUGGAAUGGAUUUCCAUUGGUAAGAAACUUGCAAAUGAAUUGAAGGAUUCCCAGGAUGAAGAUAUAAUUUAUGCAGUUGCUAUUUUUUGGAUAAGUUUAUCAGACUUUUACUUUGAAUGUAACAUGUAUACUGAAGCCAGAACAUUACUUAAUGAAUCCAGAAAACUUCCAGGAAUUUCCUUCUUCCGUAACAUAGCUGUAUAUUUGUACAUUUUAGAUAGAAUUUUGUACAAUUGUUAUUUAUACCAACAAAGUAUUAAACAUGAAGAAUACACACGAUAUAUUGUUGAAACUUUAUAUACUCUGGUCAAUUUGAAUGAGGAACUUUCUACAAAAAAAUGGAGACAUCAAGACAAACAUUUAUUCGGCUUUGACAUAUUAUUAUCUUCAACUAUUAAUUUAUCUCUACGAAUGAACAGUUUGCUGUCUUUUCGAGAGAUCGGUGCACAUUUAGUUCGACGAUUGAAAACAGCACAAACUUUGGGCGCAAUAGCUAGAGUUGCAGAAAUAUUAAAAGCACUUUGCUACAUUGAUUUAUCACGUUCACAGUUAAGUGACUGCGAAGUUAAACUUCAAGGAUUAGAACAUAUGUUAAAUAUUGAAACAUUCAAAGUAUCAAUGAAUACUAAAUCUACGAAGAUGGUGUCAGAAAAUGUUUUGUUAACACCAGUUCAAGUGAUAGAUCCUAUUAGAGACAUUCCUCAAAAUGAUGCUUCGCCAAUUCUUAGGAACAAAGUAUUCGACUUACCUGAAUUUAUGCGCCAUAAAGGGUGUGAUUGUUACAUUUGUAAAAACAUAUCCUAUCAGUAUUUAGUCUUUUCAAGCACGCACAUUCGAGCUCAGUUGUAUGCGUUACAAAAGAAUACUACAGCAUCGUUACAACACUUUCACGGUGCGUUUAAAAUAAAAGAGAAUUUAAUGAAGCUAGAGAAACGCACUUCAAAAAAUGAAAACCAAUACAUCUCCUGGCAGGAACGCUUUUAUAGUGUGGAUUAUGUACUUCUGCUAAUCAAUUUUACUUAUUUUUUGAAAAAUUAUUUACACUCGAAACAAGAAAAAAUAUUAAAUAUUAUCUCGAUAGCGAUUCAAAUAUGUGAUAUGUACAAACUGAUAGGACAUCCAAUUUAUAUGACUGUUAAAGAACUAUUGAUUGAUCAUCGUUUCCUGCAAUCAGUCAACAGCUCUGUCUCUUCAACAUUCACUGUUCCUGAUUUAGCUGAUAUUGAUAUAAGUGCAUUUGUACACAAAUCAACAAAGGAAGAGAAUAUUUGUGUCACACCAGUUAAUAGUAAUAUUCGAAUUAAAAAACCUAUUACUCUUCAACGUAAUCGAACUCCUCCGCUUUUAAAAUUAACUAAAGUCAGCAUGAACUUUAGCGACGAUGAAGAUAAUAAUUCUUCACCACCGCCAACUGAAUUAAGAAGAACAAGAUCACGCAGUAAAUUGAUAAGAAGAAAAAUUUUAGAUGAGGAAUAUUUAGACCCUGCUGAGAAUGCAAAAGAACCACAAAGUAAUUUAUCGUUAAAAGAACAUAAGAUCAAUAACGUUUCUAUACGAGAUAUCGUUAUAAAAGUUACAUCAGUAAUACCAGAUAUUUCAGAAUAUUUACAUAAAACAGUGAACGAGAUGGAUGAACCAGCAACAGAGAAAAGUAUACAAAAAUUAAUUGACAUAAUAGAAAAUUAUAAAAUGAACAUCAUUUCACAAAGAUGUACUAGAAGAGUGCGACAUUCGAAGCAGUUAACUUCGAGCGAUUAUAAUAAAAUUAAUCAAGCAAUUGCGCUGUUUAAAGAUUUAGCUAUUAAUGACAAACAAGAUAAUGUUAAUUUGUCAAAUAAGAAUAAUGUAACAUCAGCAUCUAUUUCGUGCCAAAAGCAGUGUAGAAUCACAGAAGAAAGCAGCACAGAAAAGUUCGGCCAAUCUAAUAAAAUAGAUAAAAUAGAUAAUUUAAAAAAAGCGCCAGUGAAUGAAAUUACGAGAUUAAAAAUUAUAAGGAAUUCAACAAAAAAUAAUAUUAAAAAUAUGGAGAUGCAUACUAUGAGAACCAGAAAGUCUAAAGAGACAUGAUAAUAUUAUAACAAACAUUGCUCACAUUGUAUAUUAAAGAUUUAAAAAUUGUAGUAUUUAUAUUUUACAAACU
This is a messenger RNA of Megachile rotundata (alfalfa leafcutting bee), 4813 nucleotides long. RefSeq lists its product as uncharacterized. The record is from RefSeq and is a predicted model, not a curated record. NCBI's taxonomy places the organism in Eukaryota, Metazoa, Arthropoda, Insecta, Hymenoptera, Megachilidae.